CGUCAAGGCGUGCCCCAUUGUCCCUUCUGGCAUUUUGGGAGCCCCACAUUAUCCUCUCCUGCACCCCUCUUGAGCAUCGGCUAUGGCACCCAAAAAGGCAAAGAAGAGGUCUGCGGAGGGAGCUAACUCCAAUGUCUUCUCCAUGUUUGAACAGGCCCAGAUCCAGGAGUUCAAGGAGGCCUUCACCAUCAUGGACCAGAACAGAGAUGGAUUCAUCGACAAAAAUGACCUGCGGGACACUUUCGCCGCUCUAGGUCGCCUCAACGUCAAGCAGGAAGAGCUCGAUGACAUGCUGAAGGAGGCCCCUGGGCCAGUCAACUUCACCGUCUUCCUCACCAUGUUCGGAGAGAAGCUAAAGGGUGCUGACCCGGAGGAGACCAUCCUUAACGCCUUUAAAGUCUUUGAUCCCGAGGCGAAAGGAGUGCUGAGGAAGGACUUCGUGACGGAGAUGCUGACCACUCAGGCCGACAGAUUCUCUGCCGAGGAGAUGGAGCAGAUGUGGACGGCAUUCCCUCCAGAUGUGACUGGGAACCUGGACUACAAGAACCUGGUGCACAUUAUCACACACGGAGAGGAGAAAGACCAGGAGUAAGAGGGACCUGUCGGCCUGAGCAGUCCAUCUCACUCUCUCCGGUCCACUUGAUGCCCAUGCAUUAGUCCCCACCCCAUUGGCUCAUGGUUAUGUGACUUCAAUUUCUGUGGUAAAUCACCCAUGAAGUGUCUGAUGUUUACCAAUAACAGACAGCACUCUGCAUUAACUCAUUCUUGGAGAGGGUUCCUUUAUAAGUCGGUGGCUACAAUGUCUCUGCUUGUGAAUAAUAAUUUAUUGUGUAAGAAAAGCCUUGAUGCACUCUAUUUGGUCUUUGUUCCAAUAAAUAGAAUGUGAAGUUUCA
This is a messenger RNA of Alosa sapidissima (American shad), 893 nucleotides long. It is a transcript of the gene myl2a, whose product is annotated as myosin, light chain 2a, regulatory, cardiac, slow. Gene Ontology annotation, molecular function: calcium ion binding. The record is from RefSeq and is a predicted model, not a curated record. The coding region runs from base 83 to 592 and encodes 169 amino acids. Gene Ontology annotation, biological process: heart development; cardiac muscle contraction; muscle cell fate specification. The transcript is spliced from 7 exons. Gene Ontology annotation, cellular component: myofibril; cytoplasm. Lineage: Eukaryota; Metazoa; Chordata; Actinopteri; Clupeiformes; Clupeidae.